GUCGGGCCCGUCCAUUCAACGUUUCUGCGAGUGACUGUGUUUUCUAAAGGAAGUGCUGAGGUUCAGCUCCCUAUUGCACGCGACUCCGGCACCGCAACCAGCACACAUGGAGACCGCGUCGAAGGACGCCGUCGCCGCACAACACGCGCGGGCGGUGCUGCAGCGUUAUCUAACACCGCCACCUGUCGUUUGGUACCCGAGCGUGACUUCAGCAUUUCACUCUCCCGCCACCGUCUCCGACGACGAUGGCGCCGCUGUCGCUGUCACAGCCACGGACGUCUUUCUUGUCUCGUCCCCCUACCCGCGUCGCCGUGCGACCCUCGCACUUCUGCCGCACGACGCGCCGGUGGAUGGGUGGGAGUGGCCCACAUCGCCCAGCGAAGCGCAAGGCCGAGACGGAGGAGGAAAAUACGUGGCCUUUGUCAGGCCGGAUCCGCCCCCACGGACAACGGCGCUGACCACAGCAGACAGUCGUCACCACGGAGGUGCGGACCCGCCGACGGCGUACGGUGGCCACAACGCAGCCGCGACGGCGGAAGCGCUCCCACACACCAUAGCAAAUACCUCUGUUGAUGACGGCGUCGCACAAGCAGCAAGAAGACCUACGCAUUCGGUGCUCUCGAUCUGCCGGUCCAUUCCACGAGCCCCGACAGGCCCCUACAGCCAACUCAGCUACAUUUUCGGCGACGCCUGCUGCCCCUUCACGGCCCUCUUCGGCACGCUGCGGGCAGCCGGUUUUACACGCGUGGAGGGACGUAAGGCGCUCCUGCACAAGACCCACUCCCUCCUGUGGCUGAAGCACCUUCUACCGAGUACGGUGGAUCAGCUCAUGGGCCAGCUGGCGCAGUACCGCAAGGUGAACCACUUCCCUGGGACGCACUGGCUCGGUCGCAAGGAUAAGUUGUGCACCGUUAUGCGUCGAGCUCAGCAGCGGUGGCAGCGCGCGUCGGCCCUCAACGACGGGAACGCAUCAGCUGCAAUGGAAGAGAACGACAGGAGGAGUCGAAGCGGCGGCGUCGUGAGUACGCUCUGGAAGCCUCAGAGCGAGGAUGGUGGUGGUGCGAGCGGCACCUCUGCGGUUGAGGUCGCCCAUCCCGAAGCGUGCUCCGCGACGAGUGACGGCGACUGGGCGGCACUCACGCCACAGACGUGGUUGCUGCCGCAGGACGCGAAGGAAUUUCAGACGGCUCUGCGGCAUUCCUGUGUGCAUCGUGGCGGCCUCCCACGCACGUCAAGCUUGUUUAUUGUGAAGCCGGCGAACAACGCGGGUGGGCAGGGAAUUUUUCUCGUGGAUGCUGGAAGGGACGGCAGCGGCGUGGCGGCGGCGGAGGCUGCCCUGAUGAAGGUCGGCGCACUCCCCACGACAGGCCUCAACUCCGCACUCGCGGCGGCUAAGGCUUCCCUCAGCAGUUCCACCUCGCGUUGCACCGUCGAUACACCGGAAGAAAAGAACAAUCCUCGCAACAGCCCCAACAGCAGCAAGCCCGACAGCAGCAGUUUUGUGAUCCAGCGAUACCUGUCGCACCCAUUCCUGAUACUGGGACACAAGUUUGAUCUGCGCCUCUACGUGGUGGUCACCUCGUACGAGCCUGUGCGAAUGUAUCUGUACCGCGACGGCCUGGUGCGUAUUGCCUCCGCCCCUUACCACGCGCCGGCUUCACACGGCGGCACACAGGCAUCCGCAGCGGGGGGCAUGCUCGCAGAUGUGCAGCAGCUGCGAGCGCAUCUGACCAACUUCACAGUAAACAAACAACAAACGGCCUCCACGCUUUCCCUCGCUGCUCCGAUCCACCGCAGCAACAGCAGCGAUGACGCAGUUAGAGAUGGAGAAGAGGGGACCACGGAGGAGGCGGCAGCGGCUCCACCGGCGAUGGAGACAAAGUGGCCGUUGGAAGCGCUGGGUGUGUACAUGCAAGAGACAGGCUACGACUGGGCCAGCACCCAGACGCGCAUCCACGAGGUACUGCGCCGGACGUUUCUCUCCGUCACGCCGGAGGUGCGCUCCGAGCUGCGCGCGGCAGCACGUCGUGCAGGUGAGCGGGCUGGCAGUGCGGUGAGGAAUGAAAGCACGGGUCGAGGCGCAACCGGCGGUGUCGACACGUCGCCGUUGCCGCAUCCUCCCCCUCCGCCAUGUACGGCCAGCGGUAUCGGUCCCUUCUUUGAGUUUUUCGGCGUGGAUGUUUUAUUAGUCCACGAGAGCGACGAAAGAAGACUGGAGAGCGGCGCGUCGCCGACUCUGCGGCCGGUCCUCUUGGAGGUUAACAUCCUCCCUUCCCUCAGCACCCACUACUCCUUCUUUGACCAGCGGGUGAAGGCCAAUUUCAUCGCAGAUGCGCUCACGCUGGUGGGGCUGACCUCGCCUCUGUUCAAGACCGCACCGACACGCUCAACGGUGUCGUCUCCUUCCUCUACAGAACACGAUAGCACCAUCCACCCAACUCCAAAGACGGAAGACUGGAUCACACGCACGUUUCCCACCGAUGUGCCGGCGCGAGAGGCCUGCUACACCGCAGCCGAAGAACAGCGGCGCGCCGUGAACUUUACGCCGCUGCUGCCCACGCCAGAGUCGGACACGCGCUACGCAUCGUUAAUGGUGGACGGCGGUUUGGGUGUGGUGACUUCUUCGCGCUACGAUGCGGUGUUGAGCUCGUGGGCCGCCGCGCAGUCAAAGCCGUCGGAGUAG
Molecule: messenger RNA, 2683 nt
Organism: Leptomonas pyrrhocoris
Lineage: Eukaryota; Euglenozoa; Kinetoplastea; Trypanosomatida; Trypanosomatidae
Product: putative Tubulin-tyrosine ligase
Exons: 1
Coding region: 107-2683 (858 amino acids)
Biological process (GO): protein polyglutamylation; microtubule cytoskeleton organization
Cellular component (GO): cilium
Molecular function (GO): tubulin binding; tubulin-glutamic acid ligase activity
Source: RefSeq, a predicted model, not a curated record